CCCGCAUUCGAAAUCGACCCGAUGGCUCAAUGGUCGUCGUCACCAGCAGCCGGCCCCAGGGUUUCGAUAUUUCGUCUUUGUGGAAGACAAAUCAUCAAAACCGUUGCCUAUCUUGGAUAGGCUUCUGUCUAUCUACAGGUGAAGAGCUACCAAAGCAAGAUGAAUAUCGACGCUUACGGAGGUCAAGGCCGGAUCUUUCGCACCAAGCCCACGCAUUGUCACUGUAAUCAAUUAAUCCUCUAGCCAUGACAAUUCAUUGACUCAAGACAUCCUGGUCUAUCCUUAUAAGAACAAAGGCCUGGAUGAUGUUCCGGCAAUUUGUCUCGCCGCGGCAAACAAUAACGGGUGGCGUGCGAAACAUAUUCAACGGCGAUGGUGGCUGGAAGCGCAACGCUUUUGUCAGUGGUAUAAACAAAUCUCCAGCGCCAUGUCUGUGAUCCUUGCGCCGUUCUUCUCGAGACAGUACGAAUUGCGGUCAUCAUUAAGAAAUGCAGCUUCUCCAAAUUCUAGCAACCGCCACGGCACUCCAUAGUUUGUGUGAAGCAGUGCCCCUGACUACUGCCGAUGUCAAAGACAAGAAGACCUUCACCCUUGAACAAGUUCUCAAUACAAGCUCGAUCAUCAGAACUCCAGCACAAAAACUCCUGCACGUGUACGCCAAAUACGCAAAAGCAGGAGCAUCAGCACCAGUCGCGGUUCGAAAAGCAGCAGCUUCAGCAACAGUAGCAACCGUCGCCGCAUCUCCCGAAGCAUACGAUGUCUCCUAUCUCUGUCCGGUCACAGUGGGAGGCAAAACCUUGAAUCUCAAUUUCGACACAGGAAGCGCGGAUCUCUGGGUAUAUUCAAAUCUGCAACCUUCAUCACAACGAUCUGGGCAUGCUAUCUACACCGUAAACAAUGCAAAACUCAUGGAUGGCUACACAUGGGAUAUCGAGUACGGAGAUGGCUCUGGUGCAAGUGGCAAGGUCUUUGCUGAUAAGGUUGUGGUCGGAAGUGCUACUGCUACUUCACAAGCAGUCGAAGCUGCAACAUCAGUCUCUGAUGGCUUCGUUUCGGACACGAACAGUGACGGCAUCCUCGGUCUAGCCUUCAGCUCCGUGAACACGGUCAUGCCGUAUUCGCAGAACAACUUCUUCGACACCGUCAAGUCCCAGCUCGCCAAAGCUGUCUUUACCGCAGACUUGAAGAAGGGUGCUCCAGGAAGCUACGAUUUCGGUUACAUCGACACUGCGAAAUACACCGGCAGCAUCACAUAUGUCAACCUCAACAGCAAUGGUGGCUUUUGGCAAUUUUCUGCUGGUGGAUACGCCGUCGGCAGUGGAGCCAAGGUCACUAAGGCCUACAAUUGCAUCGCUGAUACGGGAACAAGUCUGAUGCUUCUGCCCGAUUUCAUCGUCAACGCCUACUACAAAUCAGUCAAGAGCGCAGUGUACAGCGACUAUCAGGGCGGCUGGGUCUUCCCCUGCAACACGAAUUUGCCAUCAUGGAGUGCAAUCAUUGGAGGCAACAAGUUUACUGUGCCUGGGUCGUACUUGAACUACGCAAACCUUGGAAGUAACAUGUGUUUCGGAGGCAUGCAGUCGAACAGCGGAAUUGGCUUCAGCAUUUUGGGAGAUGUUUUCCUGAAAAGUCAGUUCGUGGUGUUCUCGCAGAUGACUGCUAAACCACAAGUUGGAUUUGCCGCUAAAAAGCUGUAAGGUAUCCCGAAGGAGUCUGUCUUGAUGAUGGGAGAUGCCACUGAUGUUGAGCUGCGGGACGGCCAAUCGAUUGGUGGAUGUUGAAGUUCCUCGUCGCUCCUUCCUUCUAUAAUUCUCGUAUGACGUUUUGAUUCUCCCCA
Aureobasidium pullulans EXF-150 is the source of this 1837-nucleotide messenger RNA. RefSeq names its product acid protease. Lineage: Eukaryota; Fungi; Ascomycota; Dothideomycetes; Dothideales; Saccotheciaceae. Gene Ontology annotation, biological process: proteolysis. The coding region runs from base 489 to 1697 and encodes 402 amino acids. Gene Ontology annotation, molecular function: aspartic-type endopeptidase activity. The transcript has a single exon. The record is from RefSeq and is a predicted model, not a curated record.